Panicum virgatum (switchgrass) is the source of this 2365-nucleotide messenger RNA. RefSeq names its product polygalacturonase inhibitor-like. The record is from RefSeq and is a predicted model, not a curated record. Gene Ontology annotation, molecular function: protein binding. NCBI's taxonomy places the organism in Eukaryota, Viridiplantae, Streptophyta, Magnoliopsida, Poales, Poaceae. The coding region runs from base 972 to 2156 and encodes 394 amino acids. The transcript has a single exon.
UCCAUAAAACACAAGAGAUGAAACCUAGCUAGCGGGUCAUCAGCAGACACUUUCUAGACUUUAUUUUUGGGAUAUCACAAAUUCACUCCACCCUCCAUUCCUAGCGGGUCUCUAGGGAGUCCUCUAUUGUAAGUUAGAAUUAAGAAUUAUUGCUGGUGUUAGAACAAAUUUGAAUACCCCUAAGGCAACCCCAUUUAGAUUGGGUAUUUAAUUUAGGGCUUAUUGAUGGAAUUGCUCUAAGGAAGCCACGCUGACUAGGAAUCCAAAUUCCCGGGCUACUUAAUCAUGCCCCUUCUAUACUAUGUGGUAAUGUUUGUAGGAAGCUUGUAAUAUGAGGGCUUGUUUGUUUGAGUAGCUUUUUUACUGGCUUUUUUAUUCUAAAAAUUUAAUUCGUUCUGGGAGGAUAGCUUCGCAUCAUACACUAGCUUUUAGAAGAUGUAUUUAGCUUUCAAAGCUUAAAAAGCUACGAAAAAACUCAUAAAACUAAGCUUUCAAUAUAAAAUCAUCCUUUGUGGGCUUGCGGUUUUCUAGAAGUUGCACAAGGAAUUGUUGUUUGUUUGAGCUUCUGGCUUUUCACGCUAAGAAACUACCAGGAAGCUCAAACAAACAGAGCCUAAAUAACUAAUACAGAGUUGCUCUUGGUCUAGACAAUAAGAGAAGCAGCAGUCACUGCUCAUCAAAAAUAAAAAAUAUUCAUUUGUGUGCAGCCCUCUUUGAAAAAUAUGUAAGCUUACUCCUUGGAGCUGACUUCUAUUGAUUCAAACCCAGCCCAUUUUACAUCAGUAAAAACCCAGCAAGCAAAUAAAGCCUAUGUUUAAUAUGAUCUACUGAUUCUGCUCUAUUCAACUAGUUUUUACUUAUAACACUCUAUUCAACUUGUUGGAGUCAUUCAUAGACUACCCUUUUCAUUUGUGCAUUGCGCCAAACUCUGCAACUUGUGUGCGGAUGCAGCUGCACCCGAGAAUUGGACAAUGAACCUAGGCACCUCGCUAUGCAGGAUUGCAGAUAGAAAUAGCGCGUGCCAACAAGAGGCUGCCCAACUCAACCAGGCAGCCGCCUCAGUUCAGCUCAGGAACCACCACUUGCCAGACAUGGAUAGGUGCGUGUGCGUCACCCUCACGCGGCCACACGCCGUCCUGCUUGGGCUCGUGCUCCUCGCCGCGGCGGCGGUGGCGACGGCGCCGGCCUCCAAGUCCAACCAGCAAUGCCACUCCGGUGACAGGGCGGCGCUGCUCGCCGUCAAGGCGGCGUUCGGCAACGCCUCCUACUUCGUCUCGUGGACGGCCGACAUCCCCUGCUGCGACUGGUUCGGCGUCCGCUGCGACGCGACAUCCUCCUCCUCCGCCACGGCCACGGGCGGCCGCCGCGUCGUCAGCCUGGCCGUCAUGCGCGACGCCGGCGUCAGCGGCCCCGUGCCCGGCGCCGCCAUCGCCCGCCUCGCCGGCCUCCAGGAGCUCCUGUUCCUCCACGUGCCCGGCGUGUCGGACGCCAUCCCUCCGGCGCUCGCCCGCCUCUCCGCCCUCACGGACCUCACCAUCUCCCGCACCGGCGUCUCGGGCCCCGUGCCGGCAUUCCUGGGCAAGCUCCGCGCGCUCAGGUCGCUGGACCUCUCCUUCAACGCGCUCACCGGCGCCGUCCCGGCGUCCCUGGCCGCGCUCCCGCGCCUGUCCAGCAUCAACCUCGGCCGCAACCGCCUCACGGGCGCCAUCCCGCCGCUGCUCCUGAGCAAGGCCGGCCCGGAGGCGUUCCUGACGCUGUCGCACAACAACCUGUCCGGGACCGUCCCGGCCGAGUUCGCCGCCGUCAGCUUCGUGCAAGUGGACCUGUCGCGCAACGCGCUCACCGGCGACGCCUCGGCCCUGUUCGGGCGCGGGAAGGCGCUGCUGGCCGCCGUGAACCUGUCGCGCAACGCCCUGAGCUUCGACAUGUCCCGGCUGGAGUUCCCGGAGCGGCUGGCGUCGCUGGACGUGAGCCACAACGCGAUCCGCGGCGGCGUCCCGGCGGCGGCCGGGAACCUGAGCCAGCUCAUGUUCUUCAACGUCAGCUACAACCAGCUCUGCGGCGAGCUGCCGAGGGGCAUGGCCAGCUUCGAGGUCUACAGCUUCCGGCACAACAAGUGCCUCUGCGGCGCUCCCCUUCCGGCCUGCCAAGCAUAAGCUGCUGCUGACUGCUGAGCUGAUCAUCUUUAGAUGCGAUAUCGAAAUGCAAUGCAUACGCCGACGAAUGAAUUCCAUCCCCAAUAAUGAACAAAUGAAAUGUGUUGCUCAUGGUGCAAUGAUCGACCACGAUCAUCUGCUCUUCUGAGACGACAGAGAUGCAAAUUUGUUCAAUAUUUCGAAUAUAUAAUGUCCUCUUGCAUUCUCCA